AUGUUUGGGUUUCGCUCUAGGAUAGGUUAUCAAAGUAUUGAAGAUGAAAGUACUCCAUCCCGAAUAUAUCCUAACAACAAUGAGCAAACGCUACUAAUUCCUGAAAGAACAAUACCGGAAGAUGAUGGACCGUCGGAUGUGUAUGGUGGUCCGCCAUUGGAACAUGAUAUCGCAACGAAUGAAGUAGAUAGAACCGUCGCAUGUUAUGCUGCUACGAGUUUUGGUGUUUUGUGGGAUGGAGUGGAGAAUUUAGACCAGUUUUUCACUCGAGUUUACGAAUAUCAUCAAAAUGGUGGAUAUCUUUGCAUAGUCAUUAAGCAUAUUCUUACCUUACUUCAAUUUAUAUUUGUCGUUUGGUUUGUCACUUUCUUGCAAGCACGCGUGGAUUACGACGUUUUGUUCAAGAAUAAAAAUAUCUCCGCAGAGGGAAAGCCAGUUGGUGGAAAAAUUCGGCUUGAAGAUGUCAUAUAUCCGGAUUGGAGUCAUGUAGAUGGCUUGACAUUAUGUUUGUUGGUUUUUGCCGUUUUCUUUUGGAUUUUUCGAGCUACACGGGUUUUUUAUCAAAUUUAUCAGUUUGGUGAAAUACGUACUUUCUAUCAUUCAGCACUGGGGAUUGAGGAUGCAUUAUUGCGCGACCUCAAGUGGCAAGAAGUUGUACAGCUUAUAUGCGAGAAACAGCCAUCUAUACAUUUAAUUUUAAACAAGGAUGGAAUUACCGCUUUGGACCUUUACCAACGUAUUUUGAGACAUAAGAAUUAUUUUGUUGCCCUUGUUAACAAGGAAAUACUGCCACCCAUAAUUAAUGUGCCUUUCAUUGGUUCAAUGCCAUAUUUACCGAACGGUUUGAAAAUGAAUUUGGAAUGGUUGUUGUUUUAUGGAAUGUGGUCACCAUGGAAGGGACCGUAUGAACUUAAGGAAGAGUACAAACAUCCACAGAAUGUUUUUAGGCUUGCAGAUGAAUUAGAUUCGGCAAUACUGAAAAUGGCUGUUGGCAAUUUUAUUUUUUUCCCACUUAUAUUCGUUUAUCAAGUUCUAUAUUUCUUUUUUACUUAUGGUGAGCUGCUAAAACGAGAUCCGGGUUCCUUUGCUAUGCGUAGGUAUUCAAACUUUGGAAGGAAUAAAUUGCGACAUUUUAACGAAUUAGACCACGAAUUGCGAAUGCGUCUUUCAAAAAGUCAUCGAGCAGCAACACAAUAUAUGGAGCAGUUUCUUUCACCUCUUGGGCAGGUUAUCGCUAGAAAAGUGCAAUUUGUUGCAGGUGCUAUCUGCAUAGUGUUGCUUUUGCUAACUCUGUGGGAUGAAGAUGUGUUGUCGGUUGAACACAUUCUCACGAUUAUAUCCACAUGCGGUUUGGUUGCUGUUGCAUGCCAGUCGUUCAUUGGAGAUGAAAAUAUGAUUUACUGGCCUGAAACACUGCUGGAUAUGGUGAUAGCACAUAUACAUUAUGCACCGGAUUCAUGGAGAGGGAAAGCCCACACAGAUACGGUUCGAAAAGAAUUUGGGCAUUUGUUUGAGCUGAAAGCGAAAUUUUUACUUGAGGAACUUCUGAGUCCAAUUUUAACUCCAUUUAUUCUACUCUUUUGGAUUCGUCCCAAAGCGAAAGAGCUUGUGGAUUUUUUCCACAAUUUUACGGUUUCUGUGGAAGGCCUUGGUGAUGUUUGCUCGUUCGCGCAGAUGGAUAUCAAGCAGCAUGGCGACCCAAAUUGGAGUUUUGAUGUACUUACUAAGGAAGAAAUUGCGAAUAUACAUGGAAGAGUUCAUGCUAAUGAUGGAAAAACGGAGUUGUCACUGGUGCAUUUUGCUAGUCAUUUUCCAGAGUGGAAACCACCACCUAGUGCUACUCGUUUUCUUGACGAUAUACGAGACCGCAUGGCGCAAGACAUGAAUACAUUGAAAGAAGGUGUCGUGGAUGAUAACAUACUGCUGAAUAGUUUACAUUCUUUUCACCCCAUUGCUGAACAGCAGCUUAGAAAUUUUAUAGGCCGACAGCCAUUUGUUGCAUCCUUGCAUGAUCUUGAUUUGUUUGGUGCAACAAUGAAUAUGUCUUUACAUGGUCAAAGAAAAAAUCAUAUAACUGAUAUGGUCAUUACGUCACAAACAGCCUCUUUAAGUAUUGCAUAUCUGCGUAGUUUACAUGCUCAGUGCGAUGGUCAUCGUCUUGAAAUGUUGUCCUCUCCGUUGAAAACGACGGCAUGUCAGCAUGUAGCGCAGAUCGCCGAAAUUUCUACAAAUGCAACACCAACAGUAAGUGAAACGGCAGUACGAUGUUCAAGCGAUACAACGACGGAAGCAGCAGGAAAUGUUUGGGGUGUACCAGCUCAAAGUACGAUUUCACCUCUUCAAGCUUCGCUUUCACCCCGAAGUGAAGAUGAACAGCUACAGCAGGAGCUGACUGGAAGUGAAUUACCACCUCCAGGAUUGUCACAUCAUAUUCUAGAUGUUUGA
This is a messenger RNA of Cercopithifilaria johnstoni, 2445 nucleotides long. The record is from the annotation of a GenBank genome assembly. NCBI's taxonomy places the organism in Eukaryota, Metazoa, Nematoda, Chromadorea, Rhabditida, Onchocercidae.